Molecule: messenger RNA, 1886 nt
Organism: Beta vulgaris subsp. vulgaris (sugar beet)
Lineage: Eukaryota; Viridiplantae; Streptophyta; Magnoliopsida; Caryophyllales; Amaranthaceae
Product: organic cation/carnitine transporter 3-like
Exons: 1
Coding region: 213-1886 (557 amino acids)
Biological process (GO): transmembrane transport
Cellular component (GO): membrane
Molecular function (GO): transmembrane transporter activity
Source: RefSeq, a predicted model, not a curated record
UUAGUUAAUUAUUGAAAUUUUUUUCCACUGUAAUAAAAACAAUAACUUUAUUGAAAAAAAGAAAAAAAAAAAAGCUGUUCACCUUGCUACUACUUGGCUAUAAAACAACAGAUUUCUAACUUCUCAAGGAACUUACAGCAAUAGAGCACUUUAAGACACACAGGUACAAUACAGUUGAUGAAAAGAAGUCUAAUGUCCAUUUUAAUUAUCAUAUGAAUUAUGAUAAUCUCUUUAUUCUAACCUUACUAAUAAACUUUAAAUUGCAGGGUAACAUUCAUAUAUCGUUACUCAACUUUACUACAGCAAUGGAGCAAAAUGUGGCACGACCUGUGGAAGAGGCCGCAAGACAAGAUCAAAUCCUACCUUCAGUGUCCAUAGACGACAUGAUUGAGCAGAGUAUUGGACGCAUUAACGCGACUCAGAUCUUACAAGCCAUCCUUACGUCGCUACCACCAUUGUUUGAUAGCCAGCAAACAUACAUCAGUAUCUUUGCUCAUGCUCAACCAACAUGGCAUUGCACAGGUAGUAAUACUAAUAGUAAUAGUAACAGCAACAUCUCCUGUAGUUCCAAUAAUAACUCGAACAUAUGCCGCCUCUCGAAGAGUGAAUGGGCUUGGGAUUCACUCAACGUGCACACUUCGAUCAUAUCCGAGUGGGAUCUCGAAUGUGCUAGUUCCUUCAUCACCGGCUUCCCAACCACUUGCUACUUUGUAGGCUGCUUAUUAGGUGGGUUGGUACUAGCCACACUCGGCGAUUCAUCACUUGGGCGAAAGAAUCUCCUAUGCUUUUCAUCUCUUGUUAUGUCCCUUGGUGCACUUGCUUCUUCAUUUGCUCCAAAUUUUUGGGUGUAUUCAGUGUUUCGUUUCCUGAGUGGGGCUGGUCGCGCUCCGCUUGCCAUCUCUACGCUGGUUUUGUUGACAGAAAGAGUUGGCAAGCGAUGGAGGUCACAAGUGGCUAUGGUCGGAUUCAUCCAUUUUUCACUUGGAAUAUUUAUACUAACGGGUAUUGCAUAUCUAACUAAGGAUUCUUCUUGGAGAAACUUAUAUCUAUGGACUUCUAUUCCAGGAAUUGUAUGCUCACUAUUGUGUUAUUUCUUCGUCUUAGAGUCCCCAAGAUGGUUGUUCAUGCAAGGACUAACCAAGGAAUCCAUAGCCGUCUUAAGAAAACUAGGAUCGAGUACUAGUCAAGUUUACUCGACCGUGAUCAUAAACAACAUGGCUAAUCUACAAGAGGGGCCAAACAAUACUAGUUCGUUUGAAUCCAUCAAGAUACUAAUCAAAAAAAGAUGGGCUGUCAAAAGAUUAUUAGCAUCCAUGUUUCUAGCUUUUGGCAUAGGACUUAUGUACUUUGGCAUGUUUUUAGGUGUUGGAAACUUAGGAUUCAAUAUCUACUUGACCUCAACAUUCAGUGCAUUAUUGUCUUUAGUAUCUUAUCUGCUAACAUUCCUCUAUUGGGUUCCAAGAUGCAACAGAAGGAUCUCAUUGCUCGGCUUCUGCGUGAUAAGUGGAGUAACAAGCAUUGUAUUUUCGGUAGUAGGAAAACAUAUUCAUCAGGGUUUACUUAUCAGCCUAGAGCUGGUGUCUCUAUUUUGCGCCUGCAUGGCGUACAAUCUAGUAUUAAUGUAUACAGUGGAGCUCUUUCCCACUUGUGUUAGAAACUCGGCCUCAUCGCUCGUGAGGCAGGCGAUGAUCUUUGGCUCGGUUUUUGACCCGGUGUUGAUUCUACUAGGGAGGCAAAACAAGAUGUAUAGUUAUGGGGUGUUUGGAAUUACAGUUCUUGUUUGUGGGUUUUUGGUUCUUUGUUUGCCUGAGACGAGAGGUAAGGUGCUGUGUGAUACCAUGGAAGAACAAGAACUUAGGGAUAACAGUAGCAGCUCAAUAAUUUGA